AUAAAUAUAGCAUUUGACCCCUUAACUGACCCAUUAGAAGAACAGUCAUAUGACCCAUUAAAAGAACAGUCAAAUGACCCAUUAGAAGAACAGUCAUAUGACCCAUUAGAAGAACAGUCAUAUGACCCAUUAGAAGAACAGUCAAAUAACCCAUUAGAAGAACAGUCAAAUAACCCAUUAGAAGAACAGUCAAAUGACCCAUUAGAAGAACAGUCAUAUGACCCAUUAGAAGAACAGUCAUAUGACCCAUUAGAAGAACAGUCAUAUGACCCAUUAGAAGAACAGUCAAAUGACCCAUUAGAAGAACAGUCAAAUGACCCAUUAGAAGAACAGUCAAAUGACCCAUUAGAAGAACAGUCAUAUGACCCAUUAGAAGAACAGUCAUUUGUUUAA
This is a messenger RNA of Procambarus clarkii (red swamp crayfish), 393 nucleotides long. RefSeq names its product cyclin-dependent kinase inhibitor 1C-like. The record is from RefSeq and is a predicted model, not a curated record. Lineage: Eukaryota; Metazoa; Arthropoda; Malacostraca; Decapoda; Cambaridae.